AAAUGAUAUCAUCUCAGCAGUCCCGCAGGCUGCUCCACAGCCUCUCCUCUCUCAGCUGCCCCUCCAGCUCCCCUGCCAUCUCCCUGGCGCCCUCGUCACGCCUGGCGCCCGAUGCAACGACCGCAACUGUUAGCUCCUUCCAGCAACUGCGCUUCACCAAGCACCCCUACAAGCCCAAGACACGUGAGGUGGUGCACCCCCACAUCCCGCACCCCGAGUUCCUGCCCCUGCCCAAUUGCUACCGCGCCGUCACAGAUCCCAACCAGUCCUUCUACCCUCUCGGCUACAGGGCCGAGAAGCACAUCGAGUCGCUCCGCACAGGCGAGUACCUGGGGGAGGACUACCCUUACAACCUCCUGCAGUGGCGCUACUGGCGGCGGCGGAAGUACAACGUCACCCAGCAGACGCACCCAUGGUUCACGUCAGAGGUCAAGUGCGUCGACUAUCUGCGCCCGUUCGCUGUGUUCACCACGUCGUGGAUUGAGAACGGCAGGCAUCGGGUGCGGCGAUUUCGGACGGCGUAUGGCGUGCUGCGUGCGAGGCGGGCUGCGGAGAAGUUCCGCAUCGACAUGAUGGCGCUGGGUCGAGUGGACAACAGAGCGACGGAGAGGCAGCGGCGGCUCAAGUAUCUGGAGGGGCGGGCCGAGAGGCUGCGCAGGAAAUACAUCUUCCACAAGGUGGCUGCCGGACAGUUCUGAG
Molecule: messenger RNA, 699 nt
Organism: Vitrella brassicaformis
Lineage: Eukaryota; Vitrellaceae
Source: the annotation of a GenBank genome assembly